AUGAAAGAUGCAGAACAGAAAUUCCACUCCCGAUUUGUAAACUUGACGGAGGUUUACAUCAAUGAGCAAGAAGCAGAACUAUUAAAAAAAGGCCUCAAACACAACAUUGAAAGUUACAACCAAAAGAGGGAACUUGAACAAGCUAUCGUGGAUACUGAAGUUAUUAUAUCACGGCUUCCAACUGAAGAACAGGAGCACGCCAGACACAUAUGUCGGCACAUAAUUGAAAAAGACAUAAAUGCCAAGAAAACUAGGAAGCAGAAGAACGAAAACCAAACCAUAAAAGGGCUCAAAGAAAAGAUAAGGGCAAAUAAUGUUAUAACUACAAAAGCAGACAAAGGCAAUACCACCGUAUUAAUUGAUAAAAAAGAUUACAUAGAGAAAACUGAAAGUCUAAUAACUGAAAUAGGGUGCAAUAAAUUGGGAAAAGAUCCCACUGAAGAAUACCAAGCAGCAAUAAAGAAUACCAUAAAGAAAAGCACAACCAUAAUAAAGGAUAAUCUACCAUAUAGACUAACACUUAUGAACCCGAGUGUCCCUCCGUUGAUUGCCUUGCCGAGGACACACAAACCAGGCACCCCGAUGAGACCUAUCAUUAAUUACAAGUCUGCUCCCGGAUACAGACUCUCCAAGCACCUAAAGACGCUGCUGGGGGAUAGUCUGGAUCUACGCAAUAAAUAUACUAUUACAAAUACAACGGAACUAAUCGAGAAGAUGAAAUCGUUGAAGAUCAACGAAAACACUAAAUUCGUAUCAUUCGACAUCAAGGACCUUUACCCAUCGAUACCAACAAUAGAAACCAUAAAGACCGUACAAGAAAUACUGAUGGGAAAAAUGAAAAGAGAAGCUGUCACGGAAAUAAUAAACGCGUUGAAGGUCACAUUAAAACAAAACUACUUCCGGUUCAACAAUAAGAUAUAUAAACUGAUUAACGGGUUAGGAAUGGGCAAUCCGACGUCAGCAAUACUCAUGGAAGUAUUCAUGCAAACACUGGAGGAGAAAUAUAUGAAAAACCUAUCGACCAACCUAGGAGUAAAAUUCUACGCGAGAUAUGUCGAUGAUGUAAUAUGUCUAAUAGAGGGAAACAAAGAGAAACAGAUACUAGACUAUCUCAACAAACAACACCAAAAUAUAAAAUUCACCAUGGAAACGGAAGAGGAAAGGAAGAUUAACUAUCUGGAUUUAACAAUUAAAAUAAACGAUACCACGAACAAGAUAGAGUUCGAAAUAUACAGAAAACCAACAGCCACAGACACAAUUAUACACAAUAGCUCAAACCACCCACAGCAACACAAAAAUGCAGCAUUUAAACAACUAAUAACGAGGCUUGAAAGGACCCCUCUAACAGAAGAAUGCUACAAGAAGGAACUGGAUACAAUAUAUGCCAUUGCGGAAAAUAACGGAUAUAGGAGAGGCCUGGUGGAGAAGACUGGUGGUGGCAGCAUGUUGGGUGAUGUUAACAUAUCCGCUAUUCUCGAUUCAUUUAGUGUUAGCUACGACAAAAGAGUAAGACCUAACUAUGGAGGACUGGUGGUGGCAGCAUGUUGGGUGAUGUUAACAUAUCCGCUAUUCUCGAUUCAUUUAGUGUUAGCUACGACAAAAGAGUAA
Molecule: messenger RNA, 1608 nt
Organism: Rhagoletis pomonella (apple maggot)
Lineage: Eukaryota; Metazoa; Arthropoda; Insecta; Diptera; Tephritidae
Exons: 3
Coding region: 1-1608 (535 amino acids)
Source: RefSeq, a predicted model, not a curated record